GAAUCCAAGAUGGCUGUCGUAGUUGAUGUUGAUACGAGUGCUUUGGUUAAAAAAAGUAUGGCCAGUAUGGCCAGUAUGGGUAGUGAACAACUUUAUAAGGAAGCUAUGGAACAAACAGCUAGUUGUAAUACAAGAUUAUCAAUGGAGAGAAAAUUAAGAAUGCCUUUCCUUGAUUCACAAACAGGAGUAGCCCAAAAUCAUACCAGUCUUUGGCAUCCAUAUGUUCAUCGAAUGCCAGGUCAAAGACAUGGCCAGUUAUAUACAUAUCCUUGUAAAAGAUGGAAGAAAAAAAAACAUUCUUUUUUCUCUCAGAUGGGGUCAUCAAAGUUGAGUGAUUUGGAAACAGGAGAUGCAGAUUUACACCAUAUAAGUGCAGUAGAAAAUCCUGCUCAUCGACAUGAUGAUGAAAUAGAUUUAAGAAAUGAAUCUCAAGAUAGAUGGUAUUAUGAUGAUAUAGAUCCAUUAAGUGAUCCACCAGAUGCUGGAGAAAUAGUUGAUGAUAAUUCAGAUAUCAGUGAUUAUGAAGAAACGAUCAAGAAGAAAAAGAAAAAGGGUCCUGGAAGAGGUAGAAGAAAAAAUAUGGAUAAAGAUGGUAUGAUAGAUGAUAAAGAUAAACCAUAUUCUUGUGAAGCUUGUGGUGCCCGCUACAAGACACGGCCAGGCCUUGCAUACCAUUACACACAUUUCCAUAAUGGCAUGAUAGAUGAUGACAUUGCACCAUCUCCAAAAAUACCCACAAGAGCAUCGAAAGCACGUUCAGCACCACCAGUACCAUCUGUCGAACCAGUUGAAACUUCUAAACCUUCCCCUAACAAUUAUUGUGAUUUCUGUCUUGGUGAUCAAACAGAAAAUAAGAAGACUAACCAGUCUGAGGAUUUGGUGUCAUGUAGUGAUUGUGGUAGAUCAGCAGGUCAUCCAUCAUGUUUACAGUUUACAGAUAAUAUGAUAGUUUCUGUAAAGAAAUAUCCCUGGCAAUGUAUAGAAUGUAAAUCUUGUGGUUUGUGUGGAACUUCAGAUAAUGAUGAUCAACUAUUGUUUUGUGAUGAUUGUGAUAGAGGUUAUCAUAUGUAUUGUUUAAAUCCUCCUUUAUCUGAACCACCAGAAGGAAAUUGGAGCUGUCAUCUAUGUAUUGAAGAAUUUCAUGGUGGAAAGAAACCACAAGGCAUGAAUUAGUUUCACCUGGUUCAACCAAUUCUAUAUUUAAAUUUACUUCAUUUUCUUAUAUAUCAAUUUGUUCAUUUAUCAUUUUAGCAUUGUUUCACAUGUCAUUUUCAAAUUGUUUAUGUAAAUGGAUAAAAUUUGAGAUUCAAUACAUAAUAAGGAUAAUGAAUUAUAGCCCUAGAAUUUGUCAUUAUUCAUUCUUUAAAUUCUAGUCCCGAAAGAUAAAAGUAAUUCUCAUUUGAAAGAAAACAUGAAGCAUUGAGUGUUUUGUAUUAGAGUCAUUCCAUGUCAAGUGGACCAAAUUCUCAGAAAGUUGUAAAGUGACUCAGCUUUGAAAAUCGACUCACACAGGAAAAUAGUUGACAUUACUUUUUCUGAAAAAUGUAACGGUAAAUUCUUAAUCUGUAUAACAUGCUCUUACAAACCCCAUAAUUUCAAGAAUAUAACCUGUCUACAAGGGAGUCGACUGGCGUGGUUUCGAAUCCCAGGUUGUACGUGGCAAGGAGUAGGGUCGCCUGUCCAACCUCGUGGGUUUUCUCCGGGUCCUGCGGUUUAGUCCCACUGCUAAAGACCCCUACGCACAAGCGAAUUAUUGAAAUAAAAUUAAAACAUAUGUUAGUCCCGGAAUGACCUAGUUUGUGUUGAGUGGACUUUAAACCCCAUUUCUCUCUCUCUCUGUCUAGAAGGAAUAAAAUCAGAUCACAAAAAUCGAGUCAUAUAACAGUAGUUUCAAAACUUGCGAAAGAGUACCCUGAUUCUAAUGGUCAUAUCUCAGUCAAUAUUACUUCUAGAGUCAUAUAACUUUGCAGUUUUACAUAAGACUGUAUGUACUAUAACAUAUUUUUUUUUCUUAAUUUUCUGAGGUGGUCAGUUUACAAGCACUGAUCCAGUUGACAUGGAAUGAGCCAUUAGUCUCCACAUACUGUAUACCAGUAACAAGAAUGAAUGUUUUAAAUGCAACAUAUCACCAUUCACAUUAAUUUCAAUACCUGUUUCAAUUCUCUUAACAUAAAAUACAGUGCAUUGUUGUUAACUUCUAGACCAAUCAGGCAUUGUAAAACUUUGAACUCUUCAAAAUAAUUUACUACUCAAUGGUUAUUAGUUAGAUGACAGACUAAUCAAUGUCUUUGAUAGAUGACAAUGAUGUCAUUAUCUGUUGUAUGUUAAAAUUACAAGCCAAUGAUUGAAGAAAAGAUUAUGUUACUGUGUUUUACAUUAAUUUCAAUAAGGGUAGACCUGAGAUCUUGUCUACAGUAUUUGCAUUUUACUUAGCUGUGCAAUAUUGUAAUUUUCUUUUUGUAAAGCAAAAAUAUAUCAUUAUAUCUAUUAAUCUGAAUGGGUAUUAUAGUCAGAGUUGGUAUUGUAUAACCUUAUACAAAAAAAAUGGUUUAUUGAUAAAUAUUUUAAUGAAGUUUUUCCAAGAAGAUUUAUAUUUUUUCAUCAUUCACAAUGUAAAGCCUAUUAGGAAAUGUAAAAAUAUGCUACUUAUGUUAUUAGGCAUAUUCUUCAGAUACAUGCAUUAAGAAAAUAAAGACUUUAUUGUGUAUGUUUAAGUAUGCUAAUGUUUACAUAUAGUCGGUUUAUAAAUAUUAAAUAUAAA
Patella vulgata (common limpet) is the source of this 2761-nucleotide messenger RNA. Its product is annotated as zinc finger protein ubi-d4 A. The coding region runs from base 10 to 1173 and encodes 387 amino acids. The record is from RefSeq and is a predicted model, not a curated record. The transcript is spliced from 10 exons. NCBI's taxonomy places the organism in Eukaryota, Metazoa, Mollusca, Gastropoda, Patellidae. Gene Ontology annotation, biological process: nervous system development. Gene Ontology annotation, cellular component: nBAF complex.